GUCUACGGCAUUGAAAAAAACACACGUGGCACAAGCAAUUGAUCACUUUAUUCACACCACUACACACAUGACGCCUUUCUCUCUGUUUCGUGUUCACCUUUAUCAUCUUCAAAGCUCAGCUCUUCACUUUCCACACAUUUCACCCGAUCUAGUUAGUGUUCCCAAAAACAAACAUCCCAGGUUCGUUACACAACAACAAAAAAACAUUUCCCGUUGGUUUUCUUUCAUUAGUUUUCGCGAUGGAGCGGUUGAAGUGGGCUCAACUGGGGGAGAGGCUGAAGAUGGGUGGGGCCCAGAUGGGGCGAAUGGUGAGCGGAAAAGUGAAGGAGAUGCUUCAGGCGCCGACGCCGGAGUCGAAGAUGGUGGACGAGGCCACGCUGGAGACAAUGGAAGAACCUAAUUGGGGCAUGAAUCUCAGAAUCUGCAGCAUGAUCAACAGCGACCAAUUCAACGGCUCCGAGGUCGUGAAGGCCAUCAAGAGAAAGAUCAACCACAAGAGCCCCGUGGUUCAGGCUCUCAGCCUCGACCUCCUCGAAGCCUGUGCCAUGAAUUGCGACAAGGUCUUCUCCGAAAUCGCUUCCGAGAAGGUUCUCGAUGAGAUGAUUCGCUUGAUUGAUAACCCGCAGGCCCAGCACCAGACUCGCAGUCGGGCUUUUCAGUUGAUUCGGGCCUGGGGCGAGUCCGAGGAUCUCGCAUAUCUCCCCGUCUUUCGUCAAACUUAUAUGUGUUUGAAAGGAAGGGAUGAACCACUUGACAUGGCAGGAGGAAAUUCACCACCUGUUCCGUAUGCCUCCGAGUCAUAUGCGCAUCAAUAUCCUGUAGAUCCCCCUGAAAGAUACCCAAUUCCCGAAGCUGAACUACACGAUAUUGAUGAUCCAGCAGCUUUCUCUUCUAAUUACCAACACACAUCAGUUGAGGAGAGGAAAGAGAAUCUCGUGGUUGCUCGAAACAGUCUUGAAUUGCUCUCAAGCAUAUUGAAUUCUGAGGCAGAGCCAAAACCUUUGAAGGAAGAUUUAACUAUGAGCUUGUUGGAUAAGUGCAAGCAAUCACUCUCUAUCAUCAAGGGGAUUGCGGAAAGCACUACAAACGAUGAAGCGACACUUUUUGAGGCUUUAUAUCUCAAUGAUGAGCUGCAGCAGGUAGUUUCUAAAUAUGAGGAGUUAGAAGCUGCUCAAAGUUAUGGGGCACAACAACCUCAAAAUGCUGACACUGACAAGCAUGAUGCCGAAGCUGUUCAAAAUCCCAAUGAAGUACCCAAAAGUGAUGAAUCUGAAGCUGCUCAGAAUCUGGAUCGAAAGCUUCCUCAAAAGUCUAACACUCUUAAAGUCAAUGCAACUGGGGGCGAGGGGGAUGGUCUUGCUGAAACUAAAAUAGUGGAUGAUGGCACGAAGGAGAAGAAUGCUGAAUCUAGUUUCAAGCGAGAUACCGAAUGAGGAAAGCAUAGUUGGAUUAUAUGUGUGCUCUAGCAUCUUAUUUUGUCUUUGUUCGUAUUUUGUAAUAAGCUAUUGUCCUUCUAUGUGGGUUUUUUUACAUUGCCCAAAUAUGUAAUUGGCAGGAGUUUCAUCCCGAUGAUUAUGAUAUCAUAUGCUAGUUUCACAUAAUGUUUAUGUGAUUUGCACAUUAUGAUC
Molecule: messenger RNA, 1628 nt
Organism: Glycine soja
Lineage: Eukaryota; Viridiplantae; Streptophyta; Magnoliopsida; Fabales; Fabaceae
Product: TOM1-like protein 2
Exons: 3
Coding region: 240-1433 (397 amino acids)
Biological process (GO): protein transport to vacuole involved in ubiquitin-dependent protein catabolic process via the multivesicular body sorting pathway
Molecular function (GO): ubiquitin binding; phosphatidylinositol binding
Source: RefSeq, a predicted model, not a curated record